AUGUGGCAGGACCCUGGGUUCCUGUGUGUGGCCUGGAGCAGGCCGGGCCCCAUGGGAUCUCCCUUCUUUCGGCUGCUGAACCUGCGGAAGCUGGGCCUGAGUGACAACGAGAUCCAGCGGCUGCCCCCCGAGGUGGCCAACUUCAUGCAGCUGGUGGAGCUGGACGUGUCCCGGAACGACAUUCCAGAGAUCCCUGAAAGCAUCAAGUUCUGCAAGGCCCUGGAGAUUGCAGACUUCAGCGGGAAUCCCUUGUCUAGGCUCCCGGAAGGCUUCACUCAGCUGCGCAGCCUGGCUCACCUGGCCCUGAAUGACGUGUCCCUGCAGGCGCUUCCCGGGGAUGUGGGCAACCUCGCCAACCUGGUGACCCUGGAGCUCCGGGAGAACCUGCUCAAGUCUUUGCCGGCGUCUCUGUCCUUCCUGGUCAAGCUGGAGCAGCUGGAUCUGGGAGGCAAUGAGCUGGAAGCGCUGCCUGAUACCCUGGGGGCUCUGCCCAACCUGCGAGAGCUGUGGCUGGACCGGAACCAGCUGUCCACGCUGCCCCCGGAGCUGGGGAACCUGCGGCGCCUGGUGUGCCUGGACGUGUCCGAGAACCGGCUCGAGCAGCUGCCGUCGGAGCUCGGCGGGCUGCUGCUGCUCACGGACCUGCUGCUCUCCCAGAACCUGCUGCAGCGGCUGCCUGAUGGCAUCGGUCAGCUGAAACAGCUGUCCAUCCUGAAGGUGGACCAGAACCGUCUGUGCGAGGUGACGGAGGCCAUCGGCGACUGUGAGAAUCUCUCCGAGUUGAUCCUCACAGAAAACCUGCUGACGGCUCUGCCCCGUUCUCUGGGUAAGCUGACCAAGCUGACCAACCUCAACGCAGACCGCAACCGUCUGGAGGUGCUGCCGCCCGAGAUCGGAGGCUGCGCGGCACUCAGCGUCCUCUCCUUGAGGGACAACCGCCUGGCCGCCCUGCCGCCCGAGCUCGCCCACACGGCUGAGCUGCACGUGCUGGACGUGGCCGGCAACCGGCCGUCAAGGCCCCCUCUGCCCAUCCCUUCCCCUGGGCAGACCUCCGGGAGCCAAUAA
Molecule: messenger RNA, 1065 nt
Organism: Suricata suricatta (meerkat)
Lineage: Eukaryota; Metazoa; Chordata; Mammalia; Carnivora; Herpestidae
Product: protein scribble homolog
Exons: 11
Coding region: 1-1065 (354 amino acids)
Biological process (GO): neurotransmitter receptor transport, endosome to postsynaptic membrane; neurotransmitter receptor transport postsynaptic membrane to endosome
Cellular component (GO): adherens junction; postsynaptic density; postsynaptic membrane
Molecular function (GO): protein binding
Source: RefSeq, a predicted model, not a curated record